Formica exsecta is the source of this 4213-nucleotide messenger RNA. Its product is annotated as CD9 antigen-like. The record is from RefSeq and is a predicted model, not a curated record. Bases 440 to 1252 code for a protein of 270 amino acids. Gene Ontology annotation, cellular component: membrane. Lineage: Eukaryota; Metazoa; Arthropoda; Insecta; Hymenoptera; Formicidae. The transcript has 4 exons.
CAAUCUCUUUGGUCUAUGACAGCGCCAACAGCGCUCGACAGUCGUUCUGCUCAGUGACAAUCUGGCGUCUGCUCCAGUGUAUUGUGAUUGUCGUUUGUAAAAAGCUGAUAAAAUCUUGCGAGCGUCGCGUGACUUUUAUCGGUUAAAAGUGAACGGUCGCAUCGGCACCGAUAACAUCGCGCUGUUCUUUGUCAUCGACUCGAAGAAACGCCGGAAGCGGAGCGUAUCCGUUAAAUCGGAGCACAUCUGCGAGAAAGCGGAGGAGGAACGCGCGUCCCUCCGCUCACAGACGCAUCUCUCGGAAGGACGGUGCGAUCUCCCGCUGGCACUUGGCGUCGACGCGCGAAUCGGAUCGCACGAAUCCGUCGUCGCGUGAUCUCGUCCUUUCUCCCUUUUACCCUUCGCUGCGUGAGAAUUUCGACGAAGAGAGAGAAACAAAAUGGGAACGUUUUGCUACAACUUCGGCAAGUACGCGCUGGUGGCCGUGAGCUUCGUAUUUUUGAUACUUUUACAGAUUAUCGCGAUAGCGGUGAUAGUCCUGGCAACAUGGAUGCUAACGGACAAAACAUUCUUGGUGUCGAUUGCUCAAGAAGGCAACAAUUACGAUGUGGGUCUGUAUAUCCUGCUCGCCGCUGGUGUCCUCAUGUUCAUCGUCGCCUUCCUAGGCUGCUGCGGUGCUUUAAAGCACUCUCGCUGUAGUCUAAUCGCGUUCUUCGUCAUCAUGCUCGUCGUUAUCGUCGCGCAAAUUGCUUUCGCAGUCUGGCUUUACGCUCACAGCGAUCGUCUAGACGAACUAUUGAGAUCUUCCGUGAUAAACACUGUUAAGCACGAAUAUGGCACGGUAGAAUGUCGUACGCAAAUCAUGGACGCGAUUCAAUCCGGUCUUGAAUGCUGCGGAGCCACUGGACCUGCGGAUUGGGCCGGUAGCAAGUACGCGAGCAAGGAUCCCUCUCUUCCAAUUAGUUUGACUGUCUCUAGCGAUGCCAACAACAUAUUCAAAGUACCAGAAUCAUGUUGCAGAGAUAUAGGGAGUACUAUCUGUGAUGAGGGACGCAACAUGAAAAUUGCCGGAGUUGCGAGCCCUGCGAUCUACAGCGAGGGAUGCACGCAAAAAUUGGUGGACACGCUGAAAGGUCAAACUUAUCACGUUAUGAUUAUGGCAAUACUGGUUCUGAUCGUAGAAAUCUUUGGUUUGAUACUCGCUUUAAUUUGUUGCUGCGAAGGCGGUGCGUCGGACAGAUACAAAGCUUAAACUGAUGUAUCGUAUAUAUCACGUAAGAAUCUCUGUCUUGCUGAAUUCCCUCCCAUGUCCCAGUAAUGCCGUACGGAGAAUAUCGAAAUUUCAUUUUUCCGUGCCAAUAUGUUUUACAUUUGAUCAUACCGGGUGGCCGAAAUAGUCUCCUAAUUGUUACAAAAUAUGUUGGAUAACUAUUUCAUAGACUGUAUCAUCAUCUUGUGCGAAUUGGUACGCGUUAUUUUGGGACCAAAUCAAGAUCUUAUAUAUAUAUACAUAUAUAAUAUGAUAGCAUCAUUUUAUAAUUUUAUUUCUUUGUAAAUAACUUGAUAUUGAUGCAUUUUACAAUAUUGAUCUACAAUUUAUCUUUAUAACGUAAGAAAUAAUUCAUACCAGCAUGAAUAAUAUAAUAUAUCGAAUUUUUGAUUUAUUUAUCUUAAAAGGAUACAAAGAUAAAUUGUGCACACAGGUAUCUUUUUUAAAUUGAAAUAUAAUUAUAUGUAUGUAAUCUUUAUUGAGACAUGUACAUAAAAUUCAAAGAAAGAUUAUAUCCGUGCAAGAAAUUGAGGCUAUUGGAUAAAAGAUAAGGCAAAAUUAAUGAAAUAUUUGCAUUAAUUUGAAUAGGCUUAUACUAUUUGAUUUAAAUUGGUGCAAAUAUAAUCAUUUGAGAUAAGUGUAUAUAAGUCAUUCAAAAAAGAUUUUUGAGAGCAACAGCAGUACUGCAGAAAAAAGUCUGAUUAGAUAAAUGCUUCCUAAACAUUUUAAAUAUCGGUUACAUUUACUUCCACGAUAUUAUCGAAUUUUAAUAUUAUCUCAGUCCUUCUCAAUCCUUCAUCUACACAUCUGUAUAUCUUUUAUAUAUAUAUAUAUAUGCCGAUAUAAUAUAUAUACUCAAGAAGAGAAUCUUGAUUUUUUUGCGCGCAAAAGACAAAUUAAUUGAAGAACGCAAAUUUAAUGUUUGAAUGAGAACAUUUUAUAUUCGGUUUUUCCGAUUACUGCCAAAAUAAGAAUGCUCUUCUAUUAUAUACAGAUAUAUAUCUUUUCUAGUUUAAAGACUUAUAUAUAUAUAUAUAUAUAAGCAUUUAAUAUAUAUCUUUCACAAGGUACCUACAAAUCAGUUAGGUUUUCUUUGGGCCAAAGUAGUAAACCAAACUAGCGCAUUGCGUUGAUAUAUAAAGUGAAAAUUGUAUUUUAAAGUGAAAAUCGCAUAAUAUGAAGGAAAUAUUAUAGAAAUAUUAUUUCUACGACAAAAAGCACACAUAUUUUGUUGUAUCUGAUAUAUUUAUCUUACUAGCUUGUGUUUAAUAUUUUAAACAAUAUUAAACUGCAUUAUUAUAAGUUCUAAUUUUAUCUCAUUUAAUCGCCAAUAAAUUAAAAGCUGUGUUUUUAUUUAACUAAUCUUACUCAACUAUAGUUUUUAAUAAUCUGAGUACAGAAAUCUCACAUUAAAAGAUAUUAAAUUAAUAAUGUAUAUCGAUCCUCAUGUCUUACAUUUGUUAAUGUUCUCGACGCUUAAUCUCGUAAAUCAAAAUGAAUGAAAAAACAUCAACAUACUUACGAUAUCAUCAGUAGCUCCUGAUGUACUUUAAUCUGCAGCGCAAUCGUUAUAGUAUCUAGUCUAUAUAGAAAUGAUUAAUAUUAAUGUAUCAAUUUACUUGCUUUGUCUCAUGAUAUAUGUUAUAUUUUAUAUAUAUUAUUUUUUAUAUGUAUACAUAUAUUAAUAACGCGAUUAUAUUUAUAUAUGUUCUAUGAAAUAUAGCAGUAACCGUUACCGCCAGUUUUUUAAAAAGUACUGCUUAUUCCUCUGUUUACAUGAGUAGUAAUGUGUCCAAUUUUUAAUUGUAAAUUGUAUUAAUUGCAGCUGAUAUUAUUGUACCGAAAACAUUGUCUUUCAGGCAGCGUUUUAUUAAAAUAUCAAUAUUUUUAUACCAUUAUAUAAUAAGAGUCUAAAUAGUCUUCGAAUCUUUGUGUCAUAUUUGAUAUGCUAUAUCUAUAUAAUAUAUGUGCUCUUUCUUAAUUUCAUUUUUAUUAAUAAACGUUUGACUGAUUACAUGCAAUGAUUUAAAGGUGCAUUGUAUAUUAUAAAAAUUAAAAUAUACAUUUGAAUGUUUAAUGUACAUUAUAUAAUUAUUUAUAAUGUACGCAUUAUUGUAAUUAAGAUUUUUGCCAAGUGUUGAUUAUAAAAAAUUGAGCAACAAUCUAAAAAUUUUUGGUUUGAAUUUAAGUUUUUGGUCAUCCUAAUAAUUGUCGCGAGCGAAAAUCCAAAGAGGUGAUUAAAUUAGAGGUUGCUAAAAUUCGCGAUCAAAUCAAUUGUUAAAUCAUUGUGACUCGAUAUAUAUUCGCCGUUUAAAUAAAUCAUAAAUAAUUCUAUAGUAGGCAACGAAAUUAUCGAUGUUAUAUAAAAAAAUUUUAACACAAAGUGUAAUUGUUGUUUGUAUGUAAAAAAAUACGAAACGGCGUGUAAUAGCAAUACAUAUUUUGACUAAAGAUCGUACAGUACUCUUUCGAUUCUGUAUUAAUACUCGUAUAUACGCACAUACACGCACAAAUACGUACAUACGCAUGUACUACAAAUUUUUUCUUUACAGAUUUCUGAUCAGAGUAUUCUAUUAUCGAUUAUUUUGCAAGUUUAUAUGUUUCAACGCGAAUCGUAUAUUUGUACACAUCACAUUUAAAUGUUGUCUGCCGUUUAAUAUAAGAGAUAAAAAUAUUAAAUAAAUCUAUAAAUGUAAAAUUAUAUUGCACUUGCGCGUGCAAGAAUAAAACGUAAGAUUCCGAUUGUAACGAUUAAAAGUUUAUUUGCGCUUUCGCUGUUAUUAUACAUCGUGAAAUUGAAACAAUUGUAUUCCACGAAUGAACUUCCAUUUUCCAUACAGCAUAUAUGCCGUUCUCUAAAUAAAGAUACUACCUUUAUGAUAGUGUUUAAUUAUGAUUUAAUGUAAAGAAUGGCGAAUAAAACAUUUAACGGAUAUCCGACUA